GGUGACUCUGCUGCCUCAAAAGUGGGUGGUGAACGGUGCAAAUGGCGUUGAUGCGGUAGUUGACGGCAAACAUAUCCCAUUUCCCCUGCUUACACGCUUUCAGCUAUUGCUUUUCUUAAGAACAUUGUGAACUACAUCAACAAUGCCAGCUGUACGAGGAGAUGGGAUGAGAGGCCUUGCGGUCUUCAUUUCAGACAUAAGAAAUUGUAAAAGCAAGGAGGCCGAAGUUAAACGUAUCAAUAAAGAACUUGCCAACAUUCGGUCCAAGUUCAAAGGUGACAAAACACUGGAUGGUUACCAGAAGAAAAAGUAUGUUUGUAAGCUCCUCUUCAUCUUCCUGCUUGGCCAUGAUAUUGACUUUGGUCACAUGGAGGCAGUUAAUCUUCUGUCUUCCAACAAGUACACAGAGAAACAGAUUGGUUAUUUAUUCAUCUCAGUCCUGGUGAACACCAAUAGUGAUCUCAUUAAGCUGAUAGUCCAAAGUAUUAAGAAUGAUCUGGGCUCCCGCAACCCUGUGCACGUUAACCUGGCCCUGCAGUGUAUCGCAAAUAUUGGCUCAAAGGAAAUGGCAGAUGCAUUUGGCACGGACAUUCCAAAGUUGCUGGUAUCUGGUGAGACGAUGGAUGUGGUGAAGCAGUCAGCUGCUCUCUGCCUUUUGCGUUUGUUUCGUACAACACAAGAAAUUAUCCCUGGUGGAGAAUGGACAUCUCGCAUCAUACACCUGCUCAAUGACCAACAUAUGGGUGUAGUGACAGCAGCAUGCUCUCUCAUUGAAGCUCUAGUUAAGAAGAAUCCUGAUGAAUAUAAAGGUUGUGUCUCUCUUGCAGUUUCGAGACUUUCCAGAAUAGUAACUGCUAGCUAUACAGACCUGCAAGACUAUACAUACUACUUUGUUCCUGCCCCAUGGUUAUCAGUAAAGCUCUUGCGGCUCCUUCAACACUACCCACCACCUGAGGACCCUGGUGUUAGGGGCCGACUCAAUGAAUGCCUUGACACCAUCCUCAACAAGGCUCAGGAGCCACCUAAAUCUAAAAAGGUUCAACACUCCAAUGCAAAGAAUGCUGUGCUCUUUGAGGCUAUCAGCAUAAUAAUUCACUCUGACAGUGAGCCAAACUUGUUGGUACGGGCUUGUAAUCAGUUGGGUCAGUUCCUCUCUCAUCGUGAGACUAAUCUGCGCUACCUUGCCCUGGAGACCAUGUGUCUCUUGGCUACUUCCGAGUUCUCUCAUGAGGCUGUCAAGAAACACCAAGAAACUGUCAUCAAUGCUCUCAAAACAGAACGAGAUGUUAGUGUACGUCAAAGAGCUGUGGAUCUCCUGUAUGCCAUGUGUGACAGAAGUAAUGCUGAGGAGAUCGUGCAAGAAAUGCUGAACUACCUGGAAACUGCUGAUUAUUCUAUUCGUGAAGAAAUGGUGCUGAAAGUGGCCAUUCUGGCAGAGAAGUAUGCUCAGGACUACACCUGGUAUGUGGAUGUUAUUCUAAACCUCAUCCGCAUUGCUGGUGACUAUGUAUCAGAGGAAGUGUGGUACCGAGUCAUCCAGAUAGUCGUUAAUAGAGAGGAUGUCCAGGGAUAUGCUGCCAAGACUGUUUUUGAGGCUCUGCAGGCGCCUGCAUGCCAUGAGAACAUGGUUAAAGUCGGGGGUUACAUCCUAGGUGAAUUUGGUAAUCUGAUUGCUGGAGACUCCAGAUCUGCUCCAGUUGUUCAGUUCCAGCUCUUACACUCCAAGUACCACCUUUGCUCUGCGGCAACGCGUGCUCUACUCCUCACCACAUACAUUAAGUUCAUCAACCUCUUCCCAGAGAUUAAGUCACAAAUACAGGAUGUCCUCAAGUCUAAUUCUAACCUGCGAUCAUCUGAUGCAGAGCUGCAGCAGAGAGCGUCAGAGUACCUCCAUCUCUCUGUUACCACCACCACUGAUGUUUUGGCCACAGUAUUAGAAGAGAUGCCACCAUUUACUGAAAAGGAGUCAUCCAUAUUAGCAGUAUUGAAGAAGAAGAGUGGUCGCAUGUCUGCACAGGAGGCUCAGAGAGAAGCUCGGGUACAAGCGCGGGAAGGUAAUGCAGCACCAGCAGCAGAAAAAGCCCAGAAUGCCCAGCUCAAGACGAAAUCACCAUCCAAUGCAGCCUUUCCAAUUCCUCAGCUGAACAACUCCACAUCUGCAGACUUGUUGGGUCUCUCAACUCCUCCAGCCACUCAAAACAAUACUCAGAGUAAUACAGGUGUGCUUGUGGAUGUAUUGGGCGACCUGUACGGGGGUGGAGGCACCAACACACACAACGGCACAUCAGCACCUGCCACGAUAUCAAUGUCGGGUGCCACAGACAACAUCAAGAAAUUUGUAUGUAAAAACAAUGGUGUUUUAUAUGAAAAUGACAUCAUUCAAAUUGGUAUAAAGUCCGAAUUUCGACAAAACCUUGGGAGGGUAGGAGUCUUCUAUGGAAACAAAACUUCCAUGCCUUUGCAGGCCUUCAAUCCCACUGUGUCGGUGGGUCAAGGUCAGCAGGGAAAGGUUACGGUACAAGUUAAACCAGUUGAGCCCUCCAUCGAUGCUGGAGCACAAGUCCAGCAACUCGUGAAUUGUGAAUGUGUUGAAGACUUUAAUGGUCUACCGGACUUGUCAGUGAGCUUUACCUAUGGCAAUGUUCCCCAACGCCUGGCACUCCAUUUACCGCUUUCCUGCAACAAAUUCUUUGAGCCAACAGAUAUGAAUGGAGAAUCUUUCUUUGCUCGUUGGAAGAAUCUCAGUGGACCCCUACAAGAGGCACAAAAAAUAUUUAAAGCAACUGGACCCAUGGAAAAUGCUUCCAUCAAGACCAAACUUUUGGGCUUUGGCAUGCAGCUGCUGGAAGGCAUCGAUCCAAACCCUGAGAACUACGUUUGUGCAGCCAUCAUCCACACACGCACACAACAAAUAGGCUGUCUUCUCCGUCUGGAACCCAACCGCCAAGCUGAGAUGUAUCGACUAACAAUCCGUGCCAGUAAAGAAUCCACAGCACAGAUUUUGGCAGACUUGUUAGCUGAACAGUUUUAACCUCAACAGACUCACUUGACUAGUUUCAUCCACAUACAGAGAAACUAUGUGGGAAAAAUACCUGAGUGAUCAUAACAGUUGUGAAACCUCAGUAAAGUUAGUGAAACACCACCAGUGACUCGUGAUACAGCAACAUCGAAACACCAGUCAGUUUCCAUCACAGUGACUAUUUAUUGAGUUUAAAUCACAGUAGAAUGUCUGCUGAAGUGGUAAUUGUAAAAAUGAGUGAAUGUGUUUUAAGACAGAAUCAUUUAAGCAUAAUACCAGAAAAAGCUACCAACACAAGAUUUUAACAUGUCCACCAUAGUUCCCAGUGAUUUAUUUAUUUUUUAGUAUAUUUGGUUAUUUUGUUUGUUUUCUGAUAGCAACCACAUUCACCAGGGUUGGGUUUUUUUUAUAUUUGUUAUUAUUUGACAAAGGAUAUUUUUAAAUGUAUUGUUUUCAAGCAAAUCUUGUUACUGAUGGAAUUAUUUCAUGAAUAUGAAUUUAAAUCUUAAAUUAGUGGCAUGAAUACAUACCAUGCUUAAUUGUUUCAAGUCAUGCCACUUAGUACUAUUAUACCAAUAGCUGUCUUGAAACUUACUGGCAAACCAGUACAGGGCAAGAAUCCAGUUAGCAAAAGGAUCAAAAGACCAGCAUAAGGAUAUUUGUUAACACCAGUCACAUUUAUAAGAUGUAGUGUGUAUAGACAUUAGCAGUGACGAAUAUGUGUGUGUAGGGAGUUGAAGGGAGAACUAGAUGUGACUUGGUGUCAAUUUCCUCUUGGCUGUAAGCUUUUGAAUCCUAGUGUAUAGUGUUGAAAACAGUUUAUUAUAAGUUAAUAUUAUAAAUUACCACAUCUUUAAAUAUGUAUAUCAGACAUUUUAUUAGUUUGUCACAAACAUUUCCCUUCAAAUAAUUCUUUAUAUUUCAUUGGCAAAUUUUAUUUCUACUGCCUAGGUCUAAAAUCUAUGUGACACUGUUCUUAAGAGCAAAUAUUAACUUUUUUGCUGAUCACAAGGUCUUGCAUGUUACUAGAGCUUGUCAAUGAAGGACUUCCUGUUGCUUAUUAUCAUCAGCACUGCUGGUAGAUCUUAUGAAGAUUAAGGUGAUACUUUGUGGCGGCAGAAUUUUUAUGUGAUUGUCGUUGGUCUGUUCCAGCAUCCUGUUUAUAGUUGUAAAGAAACCUGUGUAUCAGUAGUUCCAUUCAUUCCUCAUGUGUGGAUUCAUAAAUGUAAAAUAAUUUGAGAUGCAUGAAAGGUGCAGAGAUCAUUAUUGUAUAGAGUUAAUGCUAAUGUAAGUUAUUAUUUUAGACUUCAUAUCAGAUUGUAAUUAUGUCCUGACUUGGUUCUUAUUGUGUAUUAUUGGGCAGCAAAGACAUUUAUUGUAUUAUAAGCAGACACUGGUCAGAAGUAUAGACAGUAGUUAAGGAGUUUCAUGGGCCUUGAAUCUUGUAAAGUAUAUCUCCACUUAUUGUAAUUGUCACUUUUAUAUUUUCUCAGCUGCAGGGGCUUUUCUGAACAAUGGGGAAAUUAGAACAGUCACGUAGAAGUUACUGUGUUAAACUUUAAACUUGAAGAUGUUCUUUGCAUACAAAUUACAUAACCAAGUGUCAUGAACUGAAGAUUUUAGAGAAGUUUUAGCUCAUAACCCUUUGGAGGUGUUAGAGCUUCUGUUUUUCCAGUUGGCAGCAGUUACGUGGUAUUGAUGUGGAAAAGUUGUCAGUGUUGUGAAGAUGACUGAAUAAAAUAGAAAAAUGUAUAUAUUAUACAUCAAUAAUAAUCCAAAUAACUUUUUGAUUCAAGGAUCAUUUUCUAAACCAUUUUGUUAUUGAUACUUUUAGGCUCAUCAGGUUUAACCAUGAUCCUGGCUGGAAUUUGAGUUUCUGAUACAGUACUGUACUUAAAUCUUUAUUGGUGAACUUGGAAUAUUGUUAUUGGAAAUGCUUCUUGAUUUCAGAUUUGAGUAGAGCUCUAGUUACAGUUCUUAAUGAGAUCACAACAUUAUUUGUUGUUGAACUAAUGCCCAGAUUGUAGGACUGAAAAUUACCCUCAAAAUCUUUAUACAGUAAUUUAUUUGUGACAUAUGAUUCUGAAAGUUAGCUUUUCUGUAGCUUGUCUUUUGUGUGUUUAAACUGGCAAGUAACUUAUGUUUCUAAUAUAAACUUGUCAUAUCCCGAUAAAAAGUUAGAUGUACAGUAGGUGGUAAUUUGUUUACUACCAGUCAUAUUCAUGCAUUUAUCCAGCUUAGUUCUAUACAACAGAGAUCCCAUCCAUAAAAUGCAGUUAUAAGUUGUCAAGAGCUUUUAGCAGUAUGUUUUUUCUUCCUGAACAAAUUAUGUUGAAGUAGUUUUGGUGCAAAGUUGAAUGAAGACUUGGUUUAUGAAAGAAUAGAAUCUUAUUUUAAACUGGAAAGAAUAGAAUCUUAUUUGUAAACUGAAAGAUUGGUCAGCUAAUUCUACCAUCUUUACAGAACAAAAACUUAAAAGCCAAAAUCCAGGUCCCUAAUGAUGUUUUAGAACUUUUAAAGAAUUUAACAUCAUUUUAAGUUAACUUUUGAUUUUAAUAAUUUAUUUUUCUAAUGAUCCUAAAGAUUUGAAAUAGAAAAGUCCUUAAGGCUUUAUAAGUAUGGAUUGCAAGAAAUAGCAGAUAAUUGUUUUCUUAACAGAUUCUCAGCUCUGGAAAGGAUUGACGAGAUGGCAUGGUUGUAGUUAGUGACAUCUUAUCAGGUAAUUAAAAAAAAAAAAUUCUGAGAUUUCAGUAAUAAUUGAUUCAUAUUUUGUUGUAAUGGCAACAUGUCAAUAAUUUUGUAUCUUCUAAGUGAGAGUUACAUUUAUGAACAGCUGUGACCUUGACCUUUCUGACUGUGUGUAAAGUUUUAUUCUUAUAUUUAUUUUUUUGCAUUAUGAGAACCAGAAGCAGUGACAUGUCUAGAGACGAUAAUAGUCAAUGGGAAUCAAUUCACUGUCACAUUUUAAAUAAGAAACCAAGUUAACAGCACAGUUUAGCUAAAUUUUAUAUUCCAGUUGUAGUGUCUAGCACAAGCCUAGUCAGCUGUUUCACACCUUUUCGCUGCAUGUCUGUGUCUCUUGUCGGGGCUUCUUGCCCAGUAGGGUUUUAUAAUAAAAGACUUUUUCUCAGACAUUCCAUUCAGACAUGUGGCUUUUGAUUUAUUUGCUUUAUGAUAUAGUUUAUUGCUUCCUGGGAUAUUAUGACAGCUUGUAAAUGCAGCACCUUCACCAACAGUACAUUUAUAAAAAACUGUUAACUCGGUUAUCUUUUUUUUAUUAUGACACUGAACCAUAUUGACCCAUUGGUGGUACUAUGUUUACACUGUUAAUAUUUAGGAUCAUUUCAGUAAAGAAAUGCAAGUCCCUCACAUAAGACUGACAUUUGAGUGUCACAGGUGUAAUCUCAAGAGAUGGUUGAUGAAUUGUUACUCAAGUUGUUGAAAUCUGUUGUAUGGUAUAUUGUAGAGUAGAUGUGAAAUGGUGGCAUACAUUACUCAAUUUGAAUAUGGUCUGCCUUGUAACAUUGUGAAUGGCAGUUAAGGUUGAUUGUAUUAUUUGCAACCAAGUGUAACUGCCUGCACAAACUUAUUGAAGAACUUCAGUUCACAGAAUAAAUAAAAUAGGACUAAUUAAUAAUGUGUUCUGGGAGUGGUAAGGCAUUGGAUGAUCUGAUAAUACAUUUUAAAAGGGGUACUGCUUGUUUCUUGAGGUAUUUAAGAAUGCUAUUACAUCUUCAAAAGUAGGUAUGGGGGGUAUCAAGACCAAUGCUGUAUUUGCUGAUUCUCCCAGAAUGUUAGAAAGUUGGCCUUGGUCAACAUAUGGAGAUGAAAUGUUGACUUAGUCAAAGAAUAUGGUUUUGGAGAAAAUCACGGAAACAAUUUUAUGUUUUUGUCCUACAUAUAGUAUUUAAUUGUAAUAAGUAUUUAUUGUGGUAAAUUGUUGAUUAACCAUUGUUAAUGUAUUUUGUUGCUAGUAAAUACACUCACUCUUACAGAAGUAUACUGAACUACAUACAUGCACACACACUUAGAACAUAUAGUACAUAUAAAUCUGCAGAUAUACUCAGUACAUAAAUGUUUUCCAUUAGUCUAUUUGGGUGCAACACAUCCAACACUUUUAAGGCAAAAGGUACUGUUUAAAGCAGGUUUGUAAUUAUUACUCAGAUAAUUUAAGACAUUUAGAUUGUUUCCUUGGGAUUUCUCAAAGCCAUAAUGUGUUCCAUAUUGAAAUUAUUGUAUGUAAGUGAAUGGUAAAUAAAUGUGUAUAUUGCA
Molecule: messenger RNA, 7291 nt
Organism: Homarus americanus (American lobster)
Lineage: Eukaryota; Metazoa; Arthropoda; Malacostraca; Decapoda; Nephropidae
Gene: AP-2alpha
Product: AP-2 complex subunit alpha-like
Exons: 20
Coding region: 143-3031 (962 amino acids)
Biological process (GO): clathrin-dependent endocytosis; intracellular protein transport
Cellular component (GO): membrane coat; AP-2 adaptor complex
Molecular function (GO): clathrin-cargo adaptor activity
Source: RefSeq, a predicted model, not a curated record